AUGCUACGACACCAUGUCUCUACAGGCAUGUGCCCUCGCCUCCGAGAUCCGGAGAAGUCUUGGAGAAGCGGUCUGCCGACUCGGGAGCGGAAGAUCACAGGUGGAGAGCCAAAGGCGGAGCUGAAAAUGCGGAAGUUGAAGAACGUCGCUCGUCUCGCAGGCUAUGCAGAGUUGCUCGUGAAGGCUAUUCAGCAGGACCCACUCUUGAAGCAGCUUGCGAUCAACAGCCCUGUCGUAGCUCAUGUGAUCAGCAGCCUUCAAGCAUUGAAGAAGAUGUUCAGCCAGGAAGUCUUGGGCAAACUGCGAAGCGGCCAGGUGCCCGAGGAUGCUUCUGCGCAAGCCGUCCCGGACCUGGCGUUCACAAAGCGCAGAGCGAUUGGACCUCAACCCGAAGACCCGACCCGUGUCAGCUUGAAGGUGGAGAGAUCGAGGCAGAGGCAGCAGCCAGAGAUCUCCAGCGCCCCAUUGUCAGAAAACUCCGAGAUUCUCCUGGAGAGGGAACUUCGGCUUCUGGACUACAUCUAUGCUGACCUCCUGAGUUCCUUCUGGCAGACUCUCCUGACGCUCGAGGCUGCCCAGCUGGUCAUGGUCAUCUAG
Symbiodinium necroappetens is the source of this 597-nucleotide messenger RNA. NCBI's taxonomy places the organism in Eukaryota, Dinophyceae, Suessiales, Symbiodiniaceae. The record is from the annotation of a GenBank genome assembly.